Molecule: messenger RNA, 3639 nt
Organism: Kluyveromyces marxianus DMKU3-1042
Lineage: Eukaryota; Fungi; Ascomycota; Saccharomycetes; Saccharomycetales; Saccharomycetaceae
Product: protein ATS1
Exons: 1
Coding region: 1-3639 (1212 amino acids)
Molecular function (GO): protein binding
Source: RefSeq, a predicted model, not a curated record
AUGACCGAUGUAAGAGAUUGUAUGGGAAGAACGAUUUCGUAUCACCUGGCCAUGUUCCCUAAGGCUACUGACUCUCAGUUAAAAAAGAUCAAUUUAAUGGAUCAGGACUGGGAAAGUGGAUAUUCUGCAUUUCAUCUAUGCGUUUUAAGCCAUCAACUACACAAAUGCUUCAAGUUAUAUGAAAGAUGCCUAAAGGAACCUAAUGACGGAGGGAAAUCGUGGCAACUAACGGACAAAUCGGGGAUGACCCCAUUGCAGUUACUUGAAUCCAAGAUAUUUCAAAAAUCAUACUUGCAAUCAGCGAAUUAUAAUUUGAAUGGUUACAGAACAGGCGCUUUCUCAAGGUGUCAUAAUUUCGGAUCCAAUGUAAAUAUGCAGUUAGGAACGGGAGACGAUAAUGACAGGAUGGGGACAUGGUAUGAAAUUGAUGCUUGGAAAAUGACGAAUGAAAAUUUGAGCUUCAUGAAAUGCUGUAUGAACAAAUACUACUCCCUGCUUCUUAUGACAGAGAGGAAUGGUCAUCAAUUUGUUUAUAUAUCAGGAAGAUCUUCGAAACUAAAUCUACUGGGAAAACGUGACUUGUUCAGAUACAUGAAGUUCACUGAAGAAAGCAUAUCAGAUAUUCAAAGCUCUAACCACCACUUUGUCGCUAAAACAAAUCAAGGAAGGAUACUUCUGUGGGGGUCCAAUAAAUAUGGCCAGCUUGGUACUAAUCCAAAAAAUUUCGAUAGUACAGAACAACCACAUCAUCUUGAUUUUAGUGUCAGUGAAGAUGAUAUUAUUGCAUGUUCAAACGUGAAUACAUGUGUAUUAUUAAAAUCUGGAAGUCUUCGGUCCGUCGGUCUAGACCUUGGUCAAUUUGGUGCCACUACCAAACUAGAAAAAGAUGUAUGCUACCUAGACCACCGGGGAAGGAUAACUUUCCAACCAGUCAAUACAGUUUUGCCAUCUUAUAUGAAUAACUUCUUAGCUUUAGUGUGCACGGAAUUUGUCACAUUCAUUUUAUGCGGGGGAAAUCAAUUAUUUGCUUUGACAAAUCACAAAAUAAUAAGAGUGAAAAGUGCUCCAGUUCUAAAUGAUUCUUUUGAUAAAUUCUUUACAAGAGAAUUUCAUGAUCAUCAAAUCGUGGAUAUUAAAUGUAAAAACUCCUUCGGUAAAUUUUUAAUGUUACUUUAUGAUGAUGGUACAGUGGCUUGUAUAUCUGAUUUCAAGAACUCUUCCAAACCUCAAAGUUUAUGGAAGCCAAAAUACGUUUGGGACAAAUGUAUUUCAUUUGAUACAGGGGCCAAUGGUCAGUUAAUUGUAGCUACUGCUAAGGGUGAUAUUUACACGUCUUCGGCAAUUGGAAGAAAGUUUACAAAGAUUCGAAAUGGGAUGUCAGGUUAUUCGACCUGCAAAGUGUCAUGCGAUCCGUUAUUCGCUUCUUUCAAUGUCAUUACACGUGAUUCUUUCAAUGAUAUUAAAGAAUCGGAUAGUAUUGGAGAAGAUCCUGUUUGUAUUACGAAUCCGCAAAAAAACUUUGAUUUAACAAUUAGUUGUAAUGGCAAAAUGACAAAGCUUUGUCACAGGGCAAUUCUUUUAUCUUCCCAGGAGAAAUUUAUGAACGAACUAAUUAGAGAGAAAGAAAUUGAUUGGAAUUCCAAUAAUGAGCCUAUCAAGAUAAACUUAAAUACAUCCAAUGGAAAGAUGUGGAAAAUUAACGUUGAAGGUCCAGAUGAAAUAGCAGAUUACUUGAAUAACGCUAUCGACUCUUACUAUUCGCUCGAAACUAAAUUACUGCCAGUGCCGAAUAAUAUAACUCUUCAAAAAUUUAUUGAUGCCUAUUAUUUCCCUAGCCCUUUCACUUCGCCCCCAAAGUACAAUAAAAUAAUGAAAAAUCUUUUAAAUUCGACUAGUGAUAUUGUUAGAAAUGUAGAGAUUCAAUUGGCCGAUGAUAUGAUGAUAAAAACAUCGUCCAUUUUACUACAAACACACUCUGUCUUCUUUGAGAAGUUAUUUUCCAGUCCUUGGUCUAAAUCUUCUCACGAAUACAAGUUGAAUUGGAAAGAUGUAUCACUGAGAGCAUGUUCUGCACUCAUUAACUAUUUAAUCCACUUGUCAAAUGUUGAUGAGAAUGAAAACACCUGCUCUGAAAUACCUUUAAACCUUGGGCAUCAAGCAUACCUAGACACAGUCAUUGAAGUCUUGAACAUUGCAGACAAAUAUAUGUUUUUGGAUUUAUGCUUAAAGCUCGAGAAUCAACUUAAGUGCCUCAUCGAUUCCUCAAAUGCAGUUUCUUUGUGGAUCCUCUCUUACGAUCGAAACCUCAGCGAAUUGAAACUACGUUGUGAAAACUUUAUUCUCCAUAACCCUUCCAUUAUUUUUAGUGAAUACACAACGGAAUUGGUUAGAAAUGAUGUGACAAAGGAAAUGUGGAAAAAUCUGGAAAUGAAAUUCAAUACAGUACUUGGUUUUGGAUCACAGCUAAGUUGGUACUACUCAAAAGAAGCAUCUGAUAUGAUAGAAAUGUUUAAAACAGACAUACUUGACUUUAAUUCAUAUUUUAUGGCAAAUGAUAGAGAGUUCGAGCUUCUUCUAGACUCUGUAUCUGUGACAAAGGCCAGGCAAAAAAGUGUUAAUGAAUCAAGAAAACAAAGUUUCAGUAAGAACGCUCGUAAUCAAUCCUCAAUGGAAAAUUUGGUAAAUGUACGAAGACCGAGUGUGACUUCCCAGAACUCUUUUGCGUGGAAGUCUUCAUUUGCUAGUUCAGAAUCAGCUAUUGACGAUGAUGAUACUAAUUCUAGCUUUAUUGAAGUGUCCAAAAAAAAGAAGCGACGCUCUUCAAGUGUUGUGCCACCAGGAACUUCUAGUUCAAACUCAACCACCAUAUCUAAAGAGUCAGUUCAAACAGAGUUUCCUUUAAGUUUAGCAUCCACAAACCAGAUAAAAAGAAAUAGUUCAGAACAACUGUUCCCUUCCCUAGGAGAACUAUCCCAGAAAACCUCUUCGAACUCUAAAAUUAAGAUAAAGAAACAGACUCAAAAGGAGAGAAUAAAACAAAUUGCAGAAAAUGAGUCAAAGAUCAAAGAGGAACUAGAGACUAAAAAGAGUAUAUGGGGACAGCCCAUUAAAAAAGAUACAUCCAUACAAAGUUCGUCCAAUAAUUCGAAGAUAUCUGUUUCGUUGUCAGAAACACCUUUAACACCAACAACCAAACCAGCAUCGACAAAAUUCCCAACGUUAAAUGAAGCUGUAAAAAUAGGGAAAAAAGGAACUGGUAUCGUAAGUGUAUCUGGUGAUGGGACUAAACCAACAAUACCACUAUAUGCCUCCAAAAAGAAUUCUUUGGGCUGGCUAGGAAAAGAAACUGCUUCAACGCAGAUCAAAUCAACUCAAGAAGCAUUAGAAGAAGCUAGGUUUAUGAAAUGGUGGAAAGAGGAAUCUGAAAGAAUUCAAGCAGAGCAACUUCUUCUGGAAACUUUAGCGGGAGUUGAAACAGAACAAUCGCCUCCUACUAGGAAUGAUGACGUGGUCAAGGGCAAGAGCCAGCGUGCCAGAUCAACAAAGAUCCCACACAAAUCAAAGCAACAAUACCGGAAUAACGGUACCAAAAGCCAAAAAAAGGGUAAAAAAAAUUCAGAAUCAAAAGAAGAGAAAUAA